CCAGAAAGCCACAUCGUCUUCUCUUCUUCGGUAGGAGAAAUGCCGCGCCAACAAUCCCACACCGAGAAAAAGUUUUGGAUGGAACACAGAAGAAGCUGCUCCAAUUCAGUCUUCACCAACGCUGCUUGAAGAUGCGCAGCCUCACUCUAACUCUCAGAUCCUCUUCUCUCCCAUUCACCUUCACCUCCUCCUCCUACAAACGCUUCCAUUUCCUCAAGCCAUGUUCUUCCUCCCUCAAACAAACGAAGAAGCAGCAACAGUCUCUCCGCCGCUCUCCGCCUCCUUCCACCGCCCCUCCUCCCAAAAGUCUCCGGUGGUUCUUCAAUCCCAAAUCCAGCGACGACGACGAUGCUAAGUCCCCCAAAGCUGAGAGCGACGAAGGAUCGGGCGGGGAUGCUGCUAUCAAGGGUACGAUUCUUGCCGGAGUGUUGUUGAUUGGUACUGUUGGUGGAUUCGCCGGCGUUGGCUACGUCUACAGAGACCAGAUCAAUACCUUUCUCACUCAGUUCUCCACUUUCAUCGAAGGUUAUGGACCGGCUGGGUAUGCGCUGUUCAUUGCUGUGUACGCUGGCCUUGAGAUACUAGCCAUUCCGGCUCUCCCGUUGACCAUGUCGGCUGGUCUUCUCUUCGGUUCCCUCGUUGGCACCAUCAUUGUUUCCAUCAGUGGAACUAUGGCUGCUAGUGUUGCUUUUCUAAUUGCUAGAUACUUUGCUAGAGAGCGGAUCCUUAAGUUAGUUGAAGGUAACAAGAAGUUCCUCGCCAUUGAUAAAGCCAUUGGUGAGAAUGGGUUUAGGGUUGUUACUCUCCUUCGGCUAAGCCCUCUGCUUCCUUUCUCUCUUGGCAAUUACCUCUACGGCUUGACGUCUGUCAAGUUUGUGCCUUAUGUACUUGGAAGUUGGUUAGGUAUGCUUCCAGGAUCUUGGGCUUAUGUCAGCGCUGGUGCUUUUGGACGAGCAAUCAUUCAAGAAGAAUCAGCUGUUGGAUUGCCAGGAGGAAACGGCCAGCUUCUAACGCUCGGGUUGGGUCUGUUGGUAACUGCAUUAGCUGCAACAUAUGUAACUGGCCUAGCAAAGGAUGCUAUAAAGGAUAUUGAUGAUGAGUAGGGAGAUAUGGGUACUAAGAGAAAGGAACAGAACAGAGACGGAUUCAGUUGGAUGAGGCUCUAGGAUUUGUAAAACCUUAGUGGAGAACCAUGUUUCAGACGCUGAAUGUUAAAUAUGUGAUGACAUUAAUACUUCUCCAUCAUUGUUUAUAGUUGAUAUUAAUAUAGUUCCAUUUUUGUUCUCUACA
Molecule: messenger RNA, 1290 nt
Organism: Brassica rapa (field mustard)
Lineage: Eukaryota; Viridiplantae; Streptophyta; Magnoliopsida; Brassicales; Brassicaceae
Product: TVP38/TMEM64 family membrane protein slr0305
Source: RefSeq, a predicted model, not a curated record